GACGGUGAAAUAUCUGCUGUGCUGUGUUGUGUGUAAUCGGGUAAUCGGAAAUAAACCCCAUAGCGCUAGACAUAAUUAAGAGGAAUUUUUCUUCGUACAGCGUUUUCGGGACGUUCCACCGAGGCGACGAUGGUAUUCUUCGUGACACAGCAAGUAUUUCGGUACGCCCGUCCAAUUUGCUUCAAGCUUUCCGUACGCUACUUUUCGGUGUCCGAUCAGCAGCAUACUCGCCUGGCAGAGGUGGGUAAGCUUGAGCUUCCCAAAGCACAAGGAAAGUACGAAACAGGACAACUUUUUCUCCACCGUGUCUUUGGAUACCGUGGGGUAAUACUGUUCCCUUGGUUAGCUCGAGUGUACGAUCGUGAUCUACCAGCUCAGAGUAAAGCAGGCCAAAAUGAUACCUCAACUGUGGCAGCUACGUCUUCCGGAGGGGAUUCAUCCACACCACCCAACGCAAGCAAGGAGGUGCAAAAGAAAACGCAUACGUUUUAUCAAGUGCUUAUAGAUCAGCGGGAUUGUCCGUACAUCCGGGCUCAAACGGAAGCGGUUACCUUCCUGGGUAAUCAGGAAUCGAGCCGAAGUUUGUAUGCAAUUCCCGGUUUGGAUUAUGUUGCCCACGAGGAUAUACUACCGUACAGCUCGGGUGACCAACAUCCGUUACAGCACGAACUGUUCGAUAAGUUUUUGGCACAUAACCCGGAUAAAGAGCCACCUUUUAGUGCCCAAGAUACACUGCGAGCGUGGCAGAGGAAAAAUCAUCCUUGGUUAGAGCUGUCCGAUGUGCACAAGGAAACCACUGAAGGCAUCCGUGUCACCGUGAUUCCCUUCUACAUGGGUUGUCGCGAAACACCGGCAGCUUCUGUCUAUUGGUGGCGCUACAGCAUCCGUUUAGAAAAUCUUGGAGAAUUGAGCGUGCAAUUGCGUGAACGCCAUUGGAGGAUUUUCUCACUUUCUGGUACGUUGGAGACGGUCCGUGGCCGCGGUGUGGUCGGUCAGGAACCUGUGCUGAGUCCGCGAUUGCCUGCGUUCCAGUACAGUUCGCACGUUAGCCUGCAGGCACCGAGCGGCCACAUGUGGGGUACGUUCCGUAUGGAGCGUGAAGAUGGCCACAUGUUUGACUGUCGCAUACCGCCCUUUUCCCUUGAGAGUAAACCCGAUGAUAGCAAUAAUCCUCCAGACGACUCCACCACAAAUCUAGGCGGUUCCAGUCCUUCAUCAACAUCUACAACGCCAUCGGGUGCUGGCACGCACCCCGGCAAUGGAGGAAGCACUUCGGGAUCUAGUGGUCCUAACUCUAUUUGAAAAAAGCAGUCCUAAUUAUGAGAAAGCUAAGCAGCGGUAUAUUCAAACGAUAUUUAUUCAACCACUUCUGGAUUAAUCAAGUAGAUACAUCAAUAAGCGGUAACACAAAAAGAAUUUAAAAAUUCUAUUAUAGAACGAAGACGAUUACGAUGUAAAUAUGGAACUUUCCGACGAGAAGUCAUGAGUGAAAUAAAACAAUUACGGUCAAUUUACUGUU
This is a messenger RNA of Sabethes cyaneus, 1519 nucleotides long. It is a transcript of the gene POLDIP2, whose product is annotated as polymerase delta-interacting protein 2. Bases 130 to 1302 code for a protein of 390 amino acids. Gene Ontology annotation, biological process: error-free translesion synthesis. Lineage: Eukaryota; Metazoa; Arthropoda; Insecta; Diptera; Culicidae. The record is from RefSeq and is a predicted model, not a curated record. The transcript is spliced from 3 exons. Gene Ontology annotation, molecular function: DNA binding. Gene Ontology annotation, cellular component: nucleus; mitochondrial nucleoid.